AAAAGUUGGUUUCUAAAAAAAAAAAAAAAAAAAAAACCACCAACGAGACCAAGACUCUCGGCUUGCCGUCUCCGUCUCGUCACUUGCAAAAAGCUCAACACUUGAUCUUAGCGACGCAUCAAUGACAGAGAGAUGAUCCUCGUCAUACUCAUCGUCUAAAGAAGAAGACAAUCUCCAAAACCUACUCGACGAAGCUCCAAGCCCAACCUCACGAACUGGAUCCUGGAGCCCUUCAUCUUCAGAAACUGAUCUCUCCUCUCUGGGCGAUAUGACUCGAUCUCAGCGACCAUGACUCAGCCUCGAUACACUCAGUUCGAUUUCAGCGAGAAGAAGAAGAUUAACCAAUCACCUCGUCCCCAUCAUUCGCUAAGAAAAGAAUCUCCGCCACUCUCGUCGGGAAAUCAGCAGUAGCUUGCGCCACUUCCGGUAAAGCUGGAGGCUUUCUCGCUGUUGUCCGGAUAAAGACCUUAAGCGACUCUCAGCCCAAAGUUGACGGAGUCAGAACUCGUCUCAAGGGGUUUGGGUUCACCGGCGAGGGUCAAUGGUCCGGCUAAAAGGCCAUCUAAGAUUGAUACGACUCAGACAACAGCACAGGCACGUCCUCAGCUCUUCACGAGGAAGUUGUUCGCGACAGAGAAGCACAGUGUUGGGAUUGUGAUCGGGAAAUUUGAAGAGGUGAGAGCGGACUCAGGGCAAGUUGACUCAGUUGUGAUCUCUAUCCAGAGGCUUCUCUUCAUCUAGCCACGCUGAUCUCGAUCCGUAACCAGCUCGUAGACCUGAUUGGAUAAAGUCAUCAGCUUUGAGCUCACCAUCAUCUCAGCUCUGACAAGAGCGAUCCAUUGAGAUUGUCAGCACAAAAUGUCAUCACGUCUUCAUCACCAGAAGCUUUUCACGGUCGCUUUCUAUCAAGGGAGGAGUAACCAUAAACUUGGUUUUAGAUUGAUGGCUCAAGAACGUUGACUUGAGAUCUUCUAACGAAGCGGGGAAGAGAAGACGAGGACAUGUGGCUCCAACGUAGUGUUGUGUCGAUACAUUGUAUACUAACACUUUCUCUUCGCUGACGAGCACAAGUACACGAGACAUGACCACAUCUUCUCACCGCCACUGCCAUUCCGAUGUCUAAACCUACAGAAGUGUUGCCUGGAUGUAACAAGGGAUAACGUCUCCAAGCUCCAUCAGUGCUCCGACCCUUUGAGCAAAAGAGAAGGUCGAGCACUGCCAUGUCAUCAACCCAAGCUUUGAGAUCAGACUCCUUAAACGCAUGUUUUAUUAGAGGUUGAGAGUUCUCGGCAGUCACGUGAUCUCUAUCUCCGGCUCAAUCCCAAGUUCUCUGCAUAGUCAUGCUUAUUGCGAGAGGAAAAUACUGAGUCUUUGCGACAACACAAGCUUUGCCGACGAGGGAAGUGGUUAGGACAAUAAACGAGAUCUUUAACCACGUCCACAAUAACUUCUUUGUCAAGUUACAAACAAGGCUCGACCUCUAAUGCUCCAUCAACGGUGACGUAUCCAAGCUCUCCACCACUAGCGAUCUUAAAAGAAAAAUAUUUAAAGUGGAGAGCAUGAUAUGGAUUGCCAUGUUCAGGCCCUAUGAGAGUAGGACACACCUUCAGCACAAGUGAAAAUACAAAACUCACGACAGCUCAUCCUCAAAGAUAAGUAUCCUAUAACCUUUAUGAGAUAGUUACCGUUGAUUGAUUUGUUGUUUGCAACAUGUGCAUAAAGAUUAGUAAUUGUUAAAUUACUAACAUCAUAUGCAAUAGCCGAGCAUUAACAUGAGUUAAACCACCGCUUGCUUAUCCAUUACACAAAACUUGACUAUUUUUUAUGGCUUAUCUUGAUCUGAUCAUCACCAUGUUUUUUGUAAGACAGAGCGUUGCUGCUCGUGUUCACCGCCAUUCUUGCCGGCGACUAUGCUCGACGAGAGGCUGCUCUUGCUGGUGACUGUGAUCUCGGACACACCACGUUUCUCUUGACAGCAACGUUAUCAUAGCCUGACGAGCGUACAUACCAACAACUUGCUCGGCACACACGAUCUUAACACGAGACUUCGGAUCCGAUCGCUUCAUAGAUUCAAGAAGCUUUUUGCACCAGAAAAAUUACAGGCGCUAGUCGGGCGGCAAUUUCGGACCUAACGAGUUACUGAAAAAUCAGGGAUUAAGCGGUAGAGGGUGCUUCGGAAGUUUUAUCAGACUAGCUAGCACGAGAAAGAGAAGAGGAAAUUCUUUGGAUUUAAUUAAGAGCUUUUAUCUGUUUUACUCUGGUUUUUUUAUACGUGGAUGUUUUUAGUCCAGCCUGAUACUUGUUCAAAAUAUAUAAUUUACUGAUAAUCUCCCGAAGACCGCGAGUGAGAUUGGCGAUUGAUUGUAUUAAACAGCUUAGUUUCCAAAUAUUUUUGAUAUUCCAAUGUCGUGAAGAAGAGAGUCUGCUAAGUUUAAAUACCUAUGGAGACCGGUGCAAGCAGUGAGAACAAUGGCUAUGAAGUAAUCAAGAAUGGUUCAUGGUUUAUCCAAUUUCGUAAUGGCUACAAUCCAUGGAUGGCUAGAUAUGUGUAUGGUCUAAUGUUCCUCUUGGUGAAUCUGCUGGCUUGGGUUGUCCGUGAUUAUGGCCGAGGUGCCUUGACAGAGAUGAAAAAAUUUAAGAAUUGUAAAGAUGGGCUAAACUGUUUAGGGACUGAAGGAGUUUUACGGGUUAGCUUGGGAUGUUUUCUAUUUUAUUUCAUUAUGUUUCUCUCAACCGUCGCUACGUCAAAGACGCAUUCAUCAAGAGAUAAAUGGCAUUCAGGAUGGUGGUUUGCUAAGCUUCUAAUGUGGCCUGGAUUAAUCAUAUUCCCUUUCUUGCUGCCUUCUUCUAUCAUUGACCUUUACGGGGAGAUUGCACAUUUUGGUGCAGGGGUCUUUCUCUUGAUACAGCUUAUUAGUAUCAUCAGUUUCAUUACAUGGCUCAAUGAAUUUUUCCUAUCCCAAAAAGACGCAGAGAGAUGCCAUGUCCAUGUGAUGCUACUAGCAACUAUUGCGUAUACCUUAUGCAUAUUAGGUGUGAUUUUGAUGUACAUAUGGUAUGUGCCUGAUCCAUCAUGCCUUCUCAACAUAUUUUUCAUCACAUGGACUUUGUUCCUAAUCCAACUCAUGGCAAGUAUCUCUCUACAUCCCAAAAUAAAUGCUGGAUUCUUGACUCCCUCGCUUAUGGGGCUUUAUGUUGUUUUCAUCUGCUGGUGCGCCAUUAGAAGUGAGCCAGUAGGAGAAAUUUGCAACAGAAAUGCUGAAUCUUCUAGCAGAACGGACUGGCUUACCAUCAUAAGCUUUGUGGUUGCACUGCUUGCGAUGGUAAUCGCGACAUUCUCCACGGGAGUAGAUUCACAAUGCUUUCAGUUUAGAAAAGAUGAGAACCAAGAAGAAGACGCGAUUCCUUACGGAUACGGAUUCUUCCAUUUUGUGUUUGCUACGGGAGCAAUGUACUUUGCAAUGCUACUUAUUGGUUGGAAUAUUCAUCAUUCCAUGAAAAGGUGGACUAUUGACGUUGGGUGGACAAGUACUUGGGUUAGGAUAGUAAACGAAUGGCUUGCGGUUUGCAUUUACAUUUGGAUGUUGGUGGCUCCAAUGGUACUGAAGAACAGACAAAUAACAUAAGAGCUACUUGUCACCUCUCUGUAUUAUGAAAACCAGACAGAUGUUUUCACCAUCAGUUUGGAUCUGACCAGAAAAAUAGAUAGAAUAUUAUGAUUGGGAAUUGUGUUAAAUCAUAUGUUUGUAUUUGUGUAGGAUACAAACUAUUGAUUAAUAUUAAGUUAUUAACUGUGACCCUCAUGGGGGUUUUCUAUUAUACAUCUUUAUUUAUACACAAAGUUCAAUGAUAUUCAAAAUUUCACUU
Molecule: messenger RNA, 3867 nt
Organism: Brassica napus (rape)
Lineage: Eukaryota; Viridiplantae; Streptophyta; Magnoliopsida; Brassicales; Brassicaceae
Product: probable serine incorporator
Exons: 16
Coding region: 2442-3626 (394 amino acids)
Cellular component (GO): membrane
Source: RefSeq, a predicted model, not a curated record